AGAGGAUUCACUGGUUGGUCUGAAGCCUGACUUUGUAUUUUUGUCAUCUCCUGAGCUGUUGUUGUGACUGGAGCCAUGAAGGACAACGUGCUGAUUUUCACUUGUCUGGGUUUACUCCUUCACUGGGUGCUGCCUGUUACUUCUACAAAGAUCAUCUUUCAUCCGCGAGAGGCCAAACCUACAACACAGAAUAUUCCUUUGGACAUGGCUGGAAAGUCUGUUGAUGAUAUGUACUUCAGCUGCUUCCAAAAGAUGACAAACACAGUCGAAAAAAAAUUUUUUCAAAACGAAAUGAAGGACAGAAAUUUCGCCAGUGUCUGGAAUAAGACAGAAAACUGUGCAAACAACAAUAUAAAAAAAAAACAAGAUGUUGACAAGGCUCUAAACAAAAAUCAUAUGCAAGCAAUCUGUCUUUACACAGAUGGGGGCAAGGAGAAGUUUUACAGCACUUUCAAUGAAGCCGUCCGAACUGGUGGCAGUACCUAUACUACCUCCUUCCACUACCACUCCUUCCAUUUCUGGCUUACUUCUGCCAUACAGAUCCUUAGAGCUAAUCAACAAAAGUGUCAUCCUACAUACCGCAGAACUAAUCUCAAGUUUAAGGGAAAAGUUAAUGAAAGAAUUCGGUUUGGUUACUUUGCCUCUAGUUCCUUUAACAAAAAUAUGACCCACUUUGGUAAAGAGACCUGUUUUUGUAUCAACACAUGUUACGGCGCUGACCUAAAAAAAUAUCCGAAAUUUGGAGAAAUGGAGAAGGAAGUACUUAUCCCUCCUUAUGAGAUUUUCAAGGUAACAAAGAAAAAUUCUCGUGAAUGCCUACCAGAAUGUAAGGUAAGAUAUACCUUGGAGAGCGCAGGAGUUCUGAGCUAUCAGAACUGCAAAGCGGUGGGCACUUAGACUUGUAUGGGAGCAGUUAUACUGUACUAAGUGUGCUUAGUAAACACAACCUGAGCUUAUUUCAAUGCAGUUUUAAGUGUCAUGUUUGAGUGUUUGUAGAGCAAAUUGUAAAGCAGGGGUGUCAAACUCAUUUUAGUUCAGUUCCACAUUCAGCUAAAUUUGAUCUGCAGUGGGCCG
Messenger RNA from Sphaeramia orbicularis (orbiculate cardinalfish), 1074 nucleotides. RefSeq names its product NAD(P)(+)--arginine ADP-ribosyltransferase 1-like. Bases 76 to 897 code for a protein of 273 amino acids. The record is from RefSeq and is a predicted model, not a curated record. The transcript is spliced from 3 exons. NCBI's taxonomy places the organism in Eukaryota, Metazoa, Chordata, Actinopteri, Kurtiformes, Apogonidae. Gene Ontology annotation, molecular function: NAD+-protein-arginine ADP-ribosyltransferase activity; NAD+ poly-ADP-ribosyltransferase activity.